AGAGUAACCCAUUAAACGCACAAAUACUGCUGCUUCUGCUGUCGAGCUGCAAAACCAACAGAAACCUGCAGAGAUGUCCGCAUGUGAGUUUGAAUCUCUGGAGAAAUCUCUGGAGUCCCAUCUGCCAGCGGCCGAGUUGGUGGAGGUGAAACGCAUCUUAUUUGGGAAGGAGACAAAGAAGCUGGACCUCUCAGCCUGUGCUGUGGAAGCUGCUUCUGAGCGAGACUUUGAGCUUAAAGGAUAUAAGUUUGAUGCGGCACAGGAACAACUCAGGCCGCCCAGAAACAUCCGAGUGGGACUCAUUCAGCACCACAUUGUUCUGCCCACUGAUGCCCCCAUCCUGGAUCAGAUCAGUGCCAUGCACAGCCGAAUUGGUGAAAUGGUUGAGGUAGCAGCCAUGUGUGGUGUAAACAUUGUCUGCUUUCAGGAGACCUGGACCAUGCCCUUUGCGUUCUGCACCCGUGAGAAAGAACCAUGGACAGAGUUUGCAGAGUCUGCUGAAGAAGGAAACACCACACGCUUCUGCCAAGAGCUGGCCAAAAAGUACAACAUGGUCAUAGUUUCACCGAUUCUGGAGAGAGAGGAGUUACAUGGCACCCUGUGGAACACGGCGGUGGUCAUCUCCAACUCUGGAAACGUGCUGGGAAAGAGCAGGAAGAACCACAUUCCCAGGAUCGGGGACUUUAAUGAGUCUACUUAUUACAUGGAGGGCAACACUGGCCACACAGUGUUCCAGACACAGUUUGGGAAGAUUGCUGUGAAUAUUUGCUACGGCCGUCAUCAUCCACUCAAUUGGUUCAUGUACAGCAUGAAUGGAGCUGAGAUCAUCUUCAACCCCUCGGCUACCGUUGGAGCUCUGAGGUAAGGGAACAAGGCACAUGG
Messenger RNA from Neolamprologus brichardi, 882 nucleotides. Lineage: Eukaryota; Metazoa; Chordata; Actinopteri; Cichliformes; Cichlidae. The record is from RefSeq and is a predicted model, not a curated record.